This is a messenger RNA of Rotaria socialis, 993 nucleotides long. The record is from the annotation of a GenBank genome assembly. NCBI's taxonomy places the organism in Eukaryota, Metazoa, Rotifera, Eurotatoria, Philodinida, Philodinidae.
AUGAUAUUUCAAUAUUUAUUAGUUGCUUUUUUAAGUUUUGUUGCUAUUUAUGGAACACAAUGGCCCGUGCCAUAUGAACGUGUAACAAAUCGUCCAACCAAUAAUCCAUAUUGUCAAGCAGGUCUUAUUUCAUUUUGCCCAACUGGCAAAGCUGAAGAUGCAAUGAUCUAUGCUCAAGAUGAUAAUGAUAUUAUCGAAAUAUUUGCACUUAAGAAGCCAGUAUGGUCAUUUAAAUUUGGAGAUUUAAUGGCUCAAUUUAAAAUUAUGCAUGAUGCAUUAGGCUUUCGUAGUCAACAAACUGGUCGAAAUUGGACAAUGGAAUGGUAUGAAUUAGAUCAACUCUUCAAUUGUACAUUUCCACAUGUCCUUCAAAAUGAUUCUUUCAUAUGGUGUGAUCAAGGUGCUUUAUGUGUUUAUAAUGGAAUUGUUGAUUCAAUGUGGAAUGGUUCAUCAGAUUUAAGCAUGUUGAAAAAAGUCGGUCAAAUUAGUGGUAAAAAUUAUAAUACUUGGGCAUCAUGGGCUGUCAAUGAUAAUGAUACUGGCGUUUAUUAUGAAACUUGGACAGUCUAUUCUGAUAAUGGUCCUAAUUCAACAAUGUACUUCGAUUCUUAUGAUUGUGCCAGUUUUGUUAUUCGUGGAUUAAAUCAAUUGUAUAGUUAUGGUGCUGAAAUAUUGCCAAAUGUUCAUUUGAAUUAUACACGUAUAAAUAUCUAUUCAUAUGAACCUGAAUUACUCGGUACAUAUGAUCAAAUUGUUCAGAAUCAAACUCUUCAUCAAGACUUUCUAAAUUUUUAUCGCAACUUUGAUUCAAAAAAACCAAGUACAGGUGAAUGGAUUAAAUCAUUGAUAAACAUUUAUGAAACAUUCUUUCUAUCACGACGUUUCUACUUGUAUUACAAUAAUGUUUAUUGGUAUAUGAAAUUAAAACAACCAACACCACUCAAAAUAUCAUUUAAUGAGAUUCCAAUUACUUCUUUAUUGAAAACGAAAUAA